UAAUGUUAAUUUUUUAAAUUGCGAUUUUUCCCAUCUUGAUCUUCUACAAUUUCAAUCUUUUUUUUUGCUACAUGAUUUGGCAAUGUUUGAUUGGGUUUAAUUCAAAGAUGGCCUCCCUCAGCAGUGGCGGUAUUAUCAAACCAAUCGACCAUACGACUGUGCAUCGAAUUUGUUCUGGGCAAGUUGUAUUAACUUUAGCUGUUGCUGUUAAAGAACUAGUAGAGAAUAGCCUUGACAGUGGAGCAUCUACGGUUGAAGUCCGCCUGAAAGAAUAUGGCAGUGAUUCGAUCGAAGUCAGUGAUGAUGGGUCCGGCAUUUCUCCUUCCAAUUUUGAAAACCUAUGUCUCAAGCAUUACACUUCAAAGAUUGAAGAAUUUGAGGAUUUGCUUAGUGUCCAAACAUUUGGUUUUCGGGGAGAAGCUCUAAGCUCACUUUGUGCUUUGAGCACUCUAGGUGUAACAACAUGUGAGAAGGGUAACACAAUUGGGUGGAAGCUUGAGUAUGAUUCUCACGGAAAACUAGUCAAGCAGGUUCAGUAUUCUAGACAGCCUGGAACAACUGUGAGCCUGGUCAAUCUUUUCUCAACCUUACCUGUCCGACACAAGGAAUUCCUGAAAAAUCUAAGAAGAGAGUUUGUCAAAAUGACAAACUUGCUAACAGCUUACUGUUUGAUAUCUAAAAACACAAGAAUAACUUGCACAAAUUCUACUGGUGGGAGAACCAGUACAAUCCUAUCUACUAGAGGUGGAGCAAACCUUAAAGAUAAUUUUAUAUUAGUCUUUGGACUUAAAAGUUGGCAAAACAUGCUAGAAAUAAAGGCAGUUCGGCCUUCGGAAGAGAUUGUGGCGGAGUUCAACCUCAAUGCAAAUGUUUUACAAAAUGAGCUGCAUGACUGGCCUUUCCAGUUUGAGGGUUUCGUGUCGAGCUGUGCUCACGGUCAGGGUAGGAGUUGCGCUGAUCGACAAUAUUAUUUCAUGAAUGGCCGGCCAUGCGAUCCCAGCAAGAUCCAAAAACUGGUGAACGAAGUCUAUCACUUAUACAACCGCAAUCAGUAUCCAUCGGUUGUGCUUAACAUUACUACUCAGUCUAGUGAGCUAGACAUAAAUGUAACACCAGACAAAAGGCAGUUGAUGGUUGUUAAUGAGAAGAUACUCUUGGCAAUGGUUAAAGCGUCGUUGAAUGAUCUCUACAGUGAAGUCCCAUGUACUUUUACUUUGCAAAAUACUUCUUUGUUUAACAGAUCUCUUUCGCCCUCCUUGGAGUCUGCGGGCUCUUCUUCGCAUCGUUUAAGAUCAUCCCUGGCUGCGUUUGCUGCUAGCGGUUGGAAACCCUCCUCCCCGUCUUGUUCUCCUGGUGAAAAACGAAAAUGUUCUUCUCCGACACUAAAGCAAAAACGAUUGGAUGAGUUCACCUCCCAUUCGAUUUCUCCUUUGUUAAAGAAGACAAAGGUUGAUUUUCCUAUUCCCGAGGACAAAACGGAAUCAUGCCCUGCAGUAGAGGGAACCCUUAUAUUCACAAAUGUUAAACAACUUACCAAGGGUAACACUAAAGAGAUAAUGGAACCAAAUGAAGUGAAUGACGAGUCCAUACUGGAGUUAGAGAAAAACGAAGACAUACAAAUCAUUGAGACAACAUCGGCUGAGGUUAAAGUAAUCGAGACAUUGGAAGAGCUUGAAUGUGUUCUAGAAGAUGUGCUUACUCCUUCAGCUGAUCCAAAAGUGUUUUCCAGAGCUAAGAUAACUGUUCCUUUUGACCUAAAUUCCUUAAUUGAAAAAAAGCGUUCAUUGCUUGAUUUGCCGAAUAAGACAACUGACAAAAGGUUCUUGGCACGCUUCGGUCCUGACGAUGCAGCAUUUGCUGAAGCUGAACUUAGCAGACAAAUAAGCCAAUCUGACUUCGAAAAGAUGGAAGUAAUUGGGCAAUUUAAUUUGGGCUUUAUAAUUGCCAAAUUGAAUUCAGAUCUUUUCAUCAUUGAUCAGCAUGCUGCAGAUGAAAAAUACAACUUCGAGAUCCUCCAGCGGGCCACACGUCUUCAACCACAGAAACUUGUUUGUCCUAAACCACUGACUUUAACGGCGGCUAACGAGUCGCUAUUACAAGACAAUCUCGACAUAUUUCAAAGCAACGGUUUCGAGUUCGUUAUCAACCGAGGUGAGGAUUCCACGAAACGAGUUUUGCUAUGUGCUGUGCCCAUGAGUGGUAAUUGGUUGCUAGGCCCCAGUGAUAUCGACGAACUCCUUUUCAUGCUGCAGGAUUCUCCAUUGAUUCAGGAUGAGGAUCGGAGCAAAGUGAGUCAUGCUUCAAUGGCUCGAUUCCGGCCCUCACGUGUAAGAGCUAUGUUUGCAUCUCGGGCUUGUCGGAAGGCAGUUAUGGUAGGAGAUUCACUCACAUCGAUCCAAAUGACUAAGCUACUUCAUCAGUUAAGCGAAUUGCAACACCCAUGGAAUUGCCCGCACGGUCGACCAACAAUGAGACAUUUAAUUAACAUAGAUGCGGUUUUGUAAUUCAUGUGGGGAAAUCAAGAUAUUUUCAUUACUCACCACCAUCCACUACUCACUACUCACACGCUAAUAGUUUUGAAUAUAUUAAAACCAGUAAUGGCUGUGCUAAUUAGCAUGCCUGGAAUUUGUGGAUGCCAA
Molecule: messenger RNA, 2639 nt
Organism: Daphnia magna
Lineage: Eukaryota; Metazoa; Arthropoda; Branchiopoda; Diplostraca; Daphniidae
Gene: Pms2
Product: mismatch repair endonuclease PMS2
Exons: 13
Coding region: 72-2504 (810 amino acids)
Biological process (GO): mismatch repair
Cellular component (GO): MutLalpha complex
Molecular function (GO): mismatched DNA binding; ATP binding; ATP hydrolysis activity
Source: RefSeq, a predicted model, not a curated record